Cebus imitator (Panamanian white-faced capuchin) is the source of this 8534-nucleotide messenger RNA. It is a transcript of the gene RUNX2, whose product is annotated as RUNX family transcription factor 2. Gene Ontology annotation, biological process: neuron differentiation; regulation of cell differentiation; regulation of transcription by RNA polymerase II. Gene Ontology annotation, cellular component: nucleus. Bases 3048 to 4748 code for a protein of 566 amino acids. Gene Ontology annotation, molecular function: DNA-binding transcription factor activity, RNA polymerase II-specific; ATP binding; RNA polymerase II cis-regulatory region sequence-specific DNA binding. Lineage: Eukaryota; Metazoa; Chordata; Mammalia; Primates; Cebidae. The record is from RefSeq and is a predicted model, not a curated record. The transcript is spliced from 7 exons.
UAUUCAAACGAUUACGAUGAAGACAUACAUAGCAUUUAAACACAAAUAUCUUGGUAUUUUUAAAAGUUCAACCAAUUCUGACACAUUUUAUUAACUACAAAGUAAUGGAGAAGCAAGAUACCAACCACUUUUUUCUUUGAAAUUGAUUUCAAGUUCAAAACUAUAUCUCAUUUCCGCAGCAUUAAAAUAUAUGAUCUAUACAGCACAUCUAAACCUGUUGCUUACUUCAAAAGAGCAAAUACUAACAUGUCCCCAAAGAGGAUAACAUUUUAUGGGUCUUUAAAAAACAAAAAUAUAUAUAUAUUUUUUUAAAUCUGUGGUUUCAAUUUCUCAUUAUAAGCAUGGUAUAAAUCUGUACAAGGGCUUUAUUUGCAAUGACUUUUUUCUAAAACAGUAUCUCCUUACAUGUAGUAAAAUAUUUCUAAUGAAAUAGUUUCAAUUAUCAAAUGCGUACCAGUUAUCACUUGUUUUUUAAAUUUUUACAACAAAGUAAUAUUUGCUCCAAAGAGGAUAUAUUUUCAUUUUAGAAAAAAAAAAAUCAUGUAGAUAAUGAAUAUACAAACUUGAAAGCACAUGAUGUCACUAUCUUUCUCCUGCUAGAAUUUCAUAGGCCUCACACAGGACAAAAAGGGCAUAUUUAACAAUAUCUACUAAACUCUUAUGCAUUAAGAAUAAUGUUCCUGGUCCAAAAAUUACAUACAAGAGGAUUACCUUCAAAAAGAGAACAAGCAAUUAAAAGAUAAAUAGAUGUUGAAAAUUACUCAAAUUCUUAUCAGGUUGAUUUGGAGAGCCAAAGUAUACAUAAAGAAAAUUUUAAGUAAGAAAAUAUUCAGCAAAAUGUUGGGUUUGUAAGAUGUUUCAGUCAAUACUGAUGUGGAAACUAUGAACUUAUUCCAAAAGAAGAAAACCAUUGGCUUAUCAUACAACAGCAGCUACCUACAUAUUUUCAUUAACUGAUUCUGCUAUUAUAUGUACACAUGAAACUGUGUUUGGAAAUCCCACAAGCUAUAUGAGAAAAACCCUCCUUUUGUUUACUUUGGAUACUAAUUACAGAUACAGAUAAUAUGGGUACAACUUAUUUAUAAAAGAGAAAACAUCAUUUUCCUCUCCUUCGCAUGAAUAACUGCAUGUUAAAAGAAAGCUUUUGCCUUUCGAUGGCAAACCUGUUUAUACAUACAAUAAGGCAUGAAAAAUCUGUAGUUAAAACAACAAAAUAUAUUUUUGGUAUUUUAUCACUAAAAGUUUAUACUGAAAAAGGUCUGGACAUUUGAAAAAUAAAGGACUAGAAUCAUCUCCAUGCCCUACCAGUGUAUUUUGGGAAAAUCAAAUUUUCUCUAAAGAAACUUAUGAAGAUAUUUGUACAGUUAUCAUGAUCUAAUACGAAUCAAACGUAGUAGAAAGAAUGCAGGGAUAUUUUAGUUCUAACACCCUCCUACCUCCCCAGCCCUUACCUCCUUGUACAUUCCAAAUAAUGUUUUGUAAUUCAAUGUCUCCGCCUACCCCAUUUACUUUAUGCCACUCCUAGUUACUGUCACACUAGGAAGAAGUCUAACAUGCAGAUUUAGAGUGGCAUGGAUAAAUGGCAAAAAAUGCCUAGAAAAUUGGUCUGUUCGCCUUUAUAAUUUUUGUUGAAAAAUACUCCAUUGCUCCCAACUGAUGAAAACAGGAAGCUCUAUUCAUAAAUAUAAAAUCCACUGCCUAUGAUAUAUAAUCAUCCUAAUAAGAAAAUGAGCUCUAUACAUACUUCUCCAAAGGGGCAAAAACGGAGAUAGUUUCCCAAAGAUGUUUCCAAUUUUCUUCUGAAUCAGAAUUAGCAAAUCGAGACGACUAACAUACUCUGUCUGUGGGCAUUAUUCCUUACUACACACAGCAUUUUGUAAUUUAUUUCAAAGGUUUAGAAACAAAAAAAUAUAGCUUCUGUUAACCCACUCUAUUCUAAGCUCACAGAAUGUAAAGUGAAUAAUCUACAUUAUAACGUAAGUAUUUUUACUUUAUAGAAGAUCUGCUAUCAGAAACUUUAACGUCCAAACUACUUAAAGAAUUAUAUAAAAUGAAUACAAUUCCAUGAAAGAUAAAAAUUAUUACAAUCAUAAAGAAAACUAAGAUUCAUCCAAUAAACUAUAUUACAAUUCCUGUCAUUCACUUUUUUAAGAUCUUCCAACUAGGCAUGAGAUAAUGGUAUAAAUGAAAGAUUACAUUUAAUCGUUAUUGUAAAGGCCGCCAUCUAAAUUAUUGAUAAUAAACUAGACAGACGUGAUUUAAAAUUUACAAAAAAAUGCCUAGACUAACACUUUCAUGACAGCCAAUUACAGUCAAGCCUAGCAAGCAGUUUGCAACCAGACCUUAAGGUAAACUUUUUUUUUACAAUGAGUUACAGAUUCACAAGUUUAAGAAGACAAGAAAAAGGAAAACAGAAGGAAUCCAGCCACCCAGCAAAUAUGAAGCAGACCCCAGAAUGUGAUACAGUCCAAAGAUGUAAAUUAUUGUAAAUCAUCACUGUUGUUCAGAAUUUCACACAGACUCUUGAGCCAAUUUUGUUCAUUUAUCCACAGACACAAUAAUGAACUAAAAAGAGGAGGCAAAAAGGCAGGGGUUGGGGGGGAGAGUAGAAAGGAAAGCCCUUAACUGCAGAACUCUGCUCUACAAAUGCUUAACCUUACAGGAGUUUGGGCUCCUUCAGCAUUUGUAUUCUAUCCAAAUCCUCAUGAGUCACAAAAAUUAAAAAGCUAUAUCCUUCUGGAUGCCAGGAAAGGCCUUACCACAAGCCUUUUGUGAGAGAGAAAGAGAGAGAGAGAAAGAGAGAGAAAGAAAGAGCAAGGGGGAAAAGCCACAGUGGUAGGCAGUCCCACUUUACUUUGAGUACUGUGAGGUCACAAACCACAUGAUUCUGCCUCUCCAGUAAUAGUGCUUGCAAAAAAAAAAGGAGUUUUAAAGCUUUUGCUUUUUUGGAUUGUGUGAAUGCUUCAUUCGCCUCACAAACAACCACAGAACCACAAGUGCGGUGCAAACUUUCUCCUGGAGGACAGCAAGAAGUCUCUGGUUUUUAAAUGGUUAAUCUCCGCAGGUCACUACCAGCCACCGAGACCAACAGAGUCAGUGAGUGCUCUCUAACCACAGUCUAUGCAGUAAUAGUAGGUCCUUCAAAUAUUUGCUCAUUCUCUUUUUGUUUUGUUUCUUUGCUUUUCACAUGUUACCAGCUACAUAAUUUCUUGACAGAAAAAAAUAAAUAUAAAGUCUAUGUACUCCAGGCAUACUGUAAAACUAAAACAAAGUUUGGGUAUGGUUUGUAUUUUCAGUUUAAGGCUGCAAGCAGUAUUUACAACAGAGGGUACAAGUUCUAUCUGAAAAAAAAAGGAGGGACUAUGGCAUCAAACAGCCUCUUCAGCACAGUGACACCAUGUCAGCAAAACUUCUUUUGGGAUCCGAGCACCAGCCGGCGCUUCAGCCCCCCCUCCAGCAGCCUGCAGCCCGGCAAAAUGAGCGACGUGAGCCCGGUGGUGGCUGCGCAACAGCAGCAGCAACAGCAGCAGCAGCAACAGCAGCAGCAGCAGCAACAGCAGCAGCAGCAGGAGGCGGCGGCGGCAGCGGCGGCGGCUGCGGCGGCUGCGGCAGCAGCAGCUGCAGUGCCCCGGUUGCGGCCGCCGCACGACAACCGCACCAUGGUGGAGAUCAUCGCCGACCACCCGGCCGAGCUCGUUCGCACCGACAGCCCCAACUUCCUGUGCUCGGUGCUGCCCUCGCACUGGCGCUGCAACAAGACCCUGCCCGUGGCCUUCAAGGUGGUAGCCCUCGGAGAGGUACCAGAUGGGACUGUGGUUACUGUCAUGGCGGGUAAUGAUGAAAAUUAUUCUGCUGAGCUCCGGAAUGCCUCUGCUGUUAUGAAAAAUCAAGUAGCAAGGUUCAACGAUCUGAGAUUUGUGGGCCGGAGUGGACGAGGCAAGAGUUUCACCUUGACCAUAACCGUCUUCACAAAUCCUCCCCAAGUAGCUACCUAUCACAGAGCAAUUAAAGUUACAGUGGAUGGACCUCGGGAACCCAGAAACCCCAGGCAGGCACAGUCUUCCCCGCCGUGGUCCUAUGACCAGUCUUACCCCUCCUACCUGAGCCAGAUGACGUCCCCGUCCAUCCACUCUACCACCCCGCUGUCUUCCACACGGGGCACUGGGCUUCCCGCCAUCACCGAUGUGCCUAGGCGCAUUUCAGAUGAUGACACUGCCACCUCUGACUUCUGCCUCUGGCCUUCCACUCUCAGUAAGAAGAGCCAGGCAGGUGCUUCAGAACUGGGCCCUUUUUCAGACCCCAGGCAGUUCCCAAGCAUUUCAUCCCUCACUGAGAGCCGCUUCUCCAACCCACGAAUGCACUAUCCAGCCACCUUUACUUACACCCCGCCAGUCACCUCAGGCAUGUCCCUCGGUAUGUCCGCCACCACUCACUACCACACCUACCUGCCACCACCCUAUCCCGGCUCUUCCCAAAGCCAGAGUGGACCCUUCCAGACCAGCAGCACUCCAUAUCUCUACUAUGGCACUUCGUCAGGAUCCUAUCAGUUUCCCAUGGUGCCGGGGGGAGACCGGUCUCCUUCCAGAAUGCUUCCGCCAUGCACCACCACCUCGAAUGGCAGCACGCUAUUAAAUCCAAAUUUGCCUAACCAGAAUGAUGGUGUUGACGCUGAUGGAAGCCACAGCAGUUCCCCAACUGUUUUGAAUUCUAGUGGCAGAAUGGAUGAAUCUGUUUGGCGACCAUAUUGAAAUUCCUCAGCGGUGGCCCAGUGGUAUCUGGGGAGUCACAUCCCACAUGUAUCAAUAUAUACAUAUAUAUAGAGAGAGUGCAUAUAUAUGUAUAUCGAUUAGCUAUCUACAAAGUGCCUAUUUUUUAGAAGAUUUUUUCAUUCACUCACUUAGUCAUGAUCUUGCAGCCAUAAGAGGGUAGAUACUGAGAAGCAGAAGGCUCAAGAGAGACAGUUGCAAUCGGGUUUCAGAUUGUUUACUAUUUAAGAUACACUUUUACAAAGGAACAAACAAGGGAAAAGGUAUUUUUGUUUUUGCUGUUUGGCCUGUUAUCAUCAAUAACCUGUUCAUAUACCAAUUCAGAGAGGUGGACUCCAGGUUCAGGAGGGAGAAGAGCAAAGCCGCUUCCUCUCUGUGCUUUGAAACCUUACACCCUCACGGUGGCAGCUGUGUAUGGACCAGUGCCCUCCACAGACAGCUGACAAAACCAGUCGAGGUGCACUAAAGGGACAUGAGGUAGAAUGGACGCUUCCAUCACAGUACCAUCAUUCAGAAUAAUGCUUCCAAUUUCUGCUUUCAGACAUGCUGCAGGUCCUCAUCUGAACUGUUGGUUUUUUUUUUUUUUUUUUUUUCCUGCUCUAAGAAAGUGACUUCAAAAAUAACUGAUCAGGAUAGAUUAUUUUAUUUUACAUUUUAACAUUCCUCCUCCCCUUUUCCCAUUGAACCAAAAAGAAAUCCAAUCCCUAAAACCUGCCUUCUCCUUUUAUGCAAAACUGAAAAUGGCAAUACGUUAUUAUAGCCAUAAUGGUAUAGAUAGUGUUUGCGUUUGGCUAUGUGUUGUUUUCUUUUUUUUUUUAAAUUAUGAAUAUGUGUAAAAUCUGAGGUAACUUGCUAACGUGAAUGGUCAUAUAACUUUAAAGAUAUAUUUAUAAUUAUUUAAUGACAUUUGGACCCUUGAAACAUUUCUUAGUGUAUUGAUAUGUUGACUUAGGUCUCUAAAAGUGCUCUUUAUUAAAUAACAAAUUUCUUCCGUGGUCUAGAGCCAUAUCUGAAAUAUUGCUAAGCAAUUUUAGUUCAUCCAGGCACAAUGUGAUUAAAAAAAUACUUUCAUCUCCAAAUAUUUUAGAUAUAGCUUGUUUUGGUGAUGUAUGAAGGAAAUGUUAUGUUUAGUUCUUUCAGAUCUUUGAAUGCCUCUAACACAGCUUUGCCUUUUAAAACAAUAAUUAGGGAUUUAAAAACAACCUUUAGCCCUUUAUCAGCAUGAAAUGCUGGAGCAAUGUGGUUUUUUAAUUUCUUUGGGGUAAUUAUGACUCUUGUCAUAUUAAAAAGACAAGCACAAGUAAAUCAUUGAACUACAGAAAAAUAUUCUGUGGUUUCAUAGUUAAGCAAAACUCUAAAUCGCCAGGCUUCAUAGUGAAGACAUAGUCAGCUUAAAGCCACACAUGUGGAUAGAGGAUCAAUUAUGAGACAUCUAAUACAGGAGAGCAAAGUUGCACCAGGGAUUCUUAACCAACCAGCCUUACCAGACAACACAUCAGGGGAACCCCAAUCUGCCUUACCCAAGGCCCCACUGGCAGCUUCCCACAGAAUUUGCAUUUAGAGGAGCAGAAUGACAUCGCUGUCCUUUGGGAGUCGGUCCUCUGAAGAGGUAGCCAGGUUCCAGCAGGCAGCUGAGCUGAGAGGAUGACAUACAGCCUGUGGGGACCUACAGAAAGCCUUUGACAUUUGUAUUUCCUACAAUGGAGGGCCAAGGAGGGCAAGGAUGUGUGGAGUUUGGUGUCUACUACUGCGUACGAAUUUGAGCUAGAGCCCUUCUGUGGCAUGCACUUUGACCACUCCUGGGAGUCACAUGACAGAUUUCCAAGUUCAAAUCCUUAAUCCAAACUAGGAUCAUCUAAUGACACCACCAGGCCAAUCCCUGCUCUCCUCCCCGAAAAGUCAGGGUCCCGUCAUUGGAGCCCUCCACCCUCCCGAGCAGAACUUAGCAGAGAUUUGCCUUCAACCCCUAAUGGCCCCCUUAUUCUCUGGUCCUUCUCAAACCCACCUUUGUAGGCCACCCAGCAUUGCAGGACAGCAUGUGGGGCAGCUGGACCUGUUCUUCCUGCCGGGGAGUCUCCCUUGGAACUCAUCCUGACUCCUUCUAAAAAAAAUUGAUGGGAAAACAAAACACUUUGCCUUCUAAAGGCCAUAUACCAAGUAUAUUUAGAUAAAUAAGCCACUUUUCUAUUACUUAAGUAAGAUGGAAGUAGUCAUUGAUACUAUUUAUUGUUUGUGUGUGGUAGCUUGAAGCACACCACUGUCCAUUUAUUUGUAAGUGUAAAAUAUGUGUUUGUUUCAGCAGCACUUAAAAAAGCCAGUGUCUGGUUACACAUUUCAAUUUUAAUUAAUCAACAUAAAAAUGUUACUGCCUGUGCCAGCUGCAUCCUAUUUAAUUAAAAAAGUACUAUAUUUGUACAUUAUGUUUUAAUGUUAAAAGUGCUAAAAGGGCUUUUUUAAGUUUACAGUACACCUACCGAGUGACUUUGGUUAUGCUUUUGUGUCGAAAUGUUACUCUACUGGCUGCAGGCAGCAACCCAGAAACACUUUAGAAGCUUUUUUUCCUUGGGAAAAAUUCAAGCACUUCUUCCCUCCACCCUCACUCCAUCCACCCCAAUGGGGGUCAUUCACAUUUCUUAGAACAAAUUCUGCCCUUUUUUGGUGUAGGGAUUAAAAUUUUGUUUUUCUUUUUUUCCACGGAACCAUUAAUUUGCACUGGGUCAUGUGUUUGAUUUGUGAUUUCAAGACCAAAGCAAAGUCUUACUACUACUGUGGAACCAUGUACUAGUCAACACUCUAGUUCUGGGAAUUCAGAUAGCGUGGUUCUUGACGUAGCACAAACAUUGCUGGAAUUUACAGUGUGAUCAGCGCAGCCACAUUAUUUAUCCAUUUCACUUGUCUCACAAAUUUCAACCCAUGUCAGAGUUCCAGGAAAGGUAUCACAGCUUUGGUUUUAGGUUAGUGGAAUAACAUUCAGCCUGGAACUGAGAAACUCAACAGAUCAACUAUCGUUUGCUCUUUAGACAGUCUUACCGCCUCUCCCCCGCCAGGGCCCUUUAAAAAUGAGCAGAGGAAUCCACACCACUAGGGAGCAUUCAUGAUAAAUUCAGAAGGGAGGAGAGGUGUGUGCAGCUUUAAGGAUUCCCUCCAUUCUGAGGAAAGGGCCUGGCCCAGAAUCCUGGUUAAUACGUGGAAAUAUGAAGCAUUAGCAAAAGUAAUCAUUAUACCCAUGGUAUUUGAAAGAACAAUAAUAAAAGACAAUUCUUCCAAACCUUGAAUUUGUUGUUUUUAGAAAACUAAUGCAUUAAAAAAUUUUUUCUAUGUGAGAACUUUUUAGAUGUUUGUUUACUUCAUGUUUACAAAUAACUGUUUGCUUUUUAAUGCAGUACUUUGAAAUAUAUCAGCCAAAACCAUAACUUACAAUAAUUUCUUAGGUAUUCUGAAUAAAAUUCCAUUUCUUCUGGAUAUGCUUUACAAUUCUUAGGUUUCUGUGGAACAAAAAUAUUUGUAGCAUUUUGUGUAAAUACAAGCUUUCAUUUUUAUUUUUUCCGAUUGCUAUUGCCCAAGAAUUGCUUUCCAUGCACAUAUUGUAAAAAUUCCGCUUUGUGCCACAGGUCACGAUUGUGGAUGAGUUUACUCUUAACUUCAAAGGGACUAUUUGUAUUGUAUGUUGCAACUGUAAAUUGAAUUAUUUGGCAUUUUCUCAUGAUUGUAAUAUUAAUUUGAAGUUUGAAUUUAAUUUUCAAUAAAAUGGCUUUUUUGGUUUUGUUA